Molecule: messenger RNA, 549 nt
Organism: Medicago truncatula (barrel medic)
Lineage: Eukaryota; Viridiplantae; Streptophyta; Magnoliopsida; Fabales; Fabaceae
Product: protein ALP1-like
Exons: 2
Coding region: 1-549 (182 amino acids)
Source: RefSeq, a predicted model, not a curated record
AUGAAAUUUACAUAUGUUUUAACGGGGUGGGAAGGCACGGCAUCUGACUCUAUAAUUUUGAAAGAUGCUUUAAGCAGGGGAGAUUCACUAAGAAUUCCCGAAGGAAAAUAUUAUCUUGGGGAUGCGGGAUUUAUGCUUAAAAAAGGAGUGAUCACACCAUAUAGAGGUGCUCGUUAUCACUUGAAGGAAUACUCUGCUCGUGGCCCACAAAAUAUGAAAGAGUUGUUCAACCACCGUCAUGCUUCACUUAGAAAUGUUAUAGAGAGAUGUUUUGGGGUAUUAAAAAAAAGAUUUCCAAUUUUAUCAGGUGGCGCAGAACCGUUUUACUCAUUUGAAGUGAUGUCUGACAUUGUACUUGUUUGUUGUAUACUGCAUAACUUCCUAAUGGGUGUUGAUAUUGAUGAGACCUUAAUUGCCGAAGUAGACCGUGAGCUACCUCAACAUGAGAACGAAAGACCCCACCAGCAUCAACGUGAUGAUGACUAUAUACAAGGAACUUUAAUAAGAGACAAUGUUGCUGUCGGAAUGUGGAAUGUCUAUGAAAUAUGA